Vicia villosa (hairy vetch) is the source of this 1023-nucleotide messenger RNA. RefSeq lists its product as uncharacterized. Lineage: Eukaryota; Viridiplantae; Streptophyta; Magnoliopsida; Fabales; Fabaceae. The transcript has 2 exons. Bases 1 to 1023 code for a protein of 340 amino acids. The record is from RefSeq and is a predicted model, not a curated record.
AUGGAAAUCCUGUGGAAGAAAGACUCUUUGGUUGUUAAUUAUAGCUUCAUUGGUCCUGGUUAUGUUGGCAUAAACAUCCUUUGGCAUGGUUAUAAUGUUAAUUUGGUCAAUAUUUACGCUCCGUGCAGUGUCAGUUUAAGGAGAGAGCUGUGGCAAACGCUUAUCGAUAGAAGAACAAAUAGUUUGAAUGAGGAAUGGUGUCUAGGUGGGGACUUUAAUGAAGUGUCUAGCAGUGAAGAAAGGAUAGGAGAGGGGACUUAUCAUAACCGGAAUGGGAUGGAGGAGUUUCGGGAUUUCAUUGAAAGGAUGUGUGUAGUUGACAUACCUUGCGUUGGAGGUAGAUUUUCUUGGUUUAAAGACAAUGGUAAGGCUAUGAGUCGUUUGGAUAGAUUUUUGAUUUUGAACAAAUUGAUAGUUUCUUGGGGGGUGAUUGACCAAAGGAUUGGUAGAAGAGACUUAUCGGACCACGCGCCUAUUCGCUUAUUUUGUGGUGAAAUCGAUUGGGGUCCAAAGCCUUUUAAGUUCAAUAAUGUUUGGCUUAAACAUGGAGACUUUAAGGAAUUCAUUUGUAACGAAUGGGCUUCUUUGAAGUUCGAGGGAAGAGGAGAUUUCAUAUUAUUUGAAAAGCUCAAAAAGCUUGAGAAUAGUAUUAUAACUUGGAACCGCGAGGUUUUUGGAUGGAUCGACCUAAGUGUUAAUAAAGAAGUGGAGAAAAUCAAUGCAAUGGAUAUCAUGAUAGCGGAUAAGUAUGGUGAUAACAUUGAGAACUUGGUGAAAGAUAGAAGAGGGCUCUCUAAGAGACAUCGUAGGAAUGCUAUUUCGGUGUUGGAGGGUGAGGAGGGUCACGUUGAAGGUGUUCAAGAGGUGAAGAAUGAAGUUAGAAACCAUUUCGAGAAUUAUUUCAAGGAAGGGGAUUUCCGUAGGGCUGUCCCGGAAGGCUUGGACCUCGCUUUUUUGAAUGAAGACGACAAAAUGUGGUUGCAAAGACCUUUUACGGAGGAGGAAAUUAAGAGUGCGGUUUAG